Periophthalmus magnuspinnatus is the source of this 2380-nucleotide messenger RNA. RefSeq names its product prolyl endopeptidase-like. The record is from RefSeq and is a predicted model, not a curated record. Gene Ontology annotation, molecular function: oligopeptidase activity; serine-type endopeptidase activity. Gene Ontology annotation, biological process: proteolysis. NCBI's taxonomy places the organism in Eukaryota, Metazoa, Chordata, Actinopteri, Gobiiformes, Gobiidae. Gene Ontology annotation, cellular component: cytosol.
GUCUGGUGUUGAUGUUUCACAGGUUCCACAGACUCAUCACUGCGCCGUUUUUCCACUGUCUGAGACCCUACCUGUCCCUGCGCACCUCCCGAAAGCUCUCCUCCAAAAUGUCCUUCCAGUACCCCCAGGCUUUCCGCGACGAGGCAGUGGUUGACAACUAUCAUGGACAAAAAGUACCAGAUCCCUACAGUUGGCUGGAGGAUCCUGACAGUGAGAAAACACAGGCCUUUGUCACAGCACAGAACCAGCUGACGUUGCCCUUCUUGGAGCAGUGUGAGGUCCGAGAGCUGUUCAAAGAGCGAAUGACAGAGCUGUACGAUUACCCCAAGUACAGCUGCCCGUUCAAGAGAGGGAGCAGGUACUUCCACUUCUACAACACUGGGCUGCAGAACCAGAGUGUCAUGUACGUCCAGGAGAGUCUAGAGGCGGAGCCCACAGUGUUCCUAGACCCAAACACCUUCUCUGACGAUGGAACAGUGGCACUACGAGGCUACGCGUUCUCGGAGGACGGGGAGUACCUGGCCUACGGCACCAGUGCCAGCGGCUCUGACUGGGUGGAGAUCCGCUUCCUCCGGGUGGAAGGGGCCGUGCCUCUGGAGGACCGGCUGCUCAGGGUCAAGUUCAGCUGCAUGUCCUGGACCCACGACGGGAAGGGUCUCUUCUACAACUCCUACCCCGAGCAGGAGGGCAAAAGUGACGGCACAGAGACGUCGACAAACCUGCAUCAGAAGCUGUACUAUCACGUGCUGGGGAGCGCUCAGGCCGAGGAUGUGCUGUGUGCAGAGUUCCCCGAGCAGCCUAAGUGGAUGAGCGGAGCCGAGGUUUCAGACGAUGGGCGUUACGUGCUGCUGUCCAUCAGAGAGGGCUGUGAUCCAGUCAACAGACUGUGGUACUGUGAUCUCCAGACGCAGCCUCAGGGAAUCACAGGCCUUUUGCCGUGGGUGAAGCUGAUCGAUAACUUUGACGCAGAGUACGAGUAUGUGACAAAUGAAGGCACAGUGUUUACAUUUAAGACCAACCUGGAGGCUCCGCGAUAUCGCCUCAUCAACAUCGACUUCUCCUGUCCAGAGCCAAGCAGCUGGAAGGAGCUCAUCCCACAACACGACAAGGACGUUAUAGUGUUUGCGACAUGCACAUACUCCAGCCUCCUGUUCGUGUGCUUCCUCCAUGAUGUGAAGAACGUGCUGAAGAUGUACCAGCUGAGCUCCGGGGAGGAGCUCCGGACUUUCCCACUGGAUGUGGGCUCCAUCGUGGGCUUCACUGGACGCAAGAGGGACACAGAGAUCUUCUACUACUUCACCUCGUUCCUCUCUCCGGCCAUUAUUUACCACUGUGACCUGACCAAGGAGCCUCUGCAGCCUCAUGUGUUCAGAGAAGUCACUGUCAAAGGCUUCAACCCAGCAGACUACCAGACCACACAGGUGUUCUACCCAUCCAAAGACGGCACUCAGAUCCCCAUGUUCAUCGUGCAUAAGAAGGGCAUCGCUCUGGACGGCUCUCACCCGGGCUUUCUCUACGGCUACGGGGGCUUCAACAUCUCCAUCACCCCCAGCUACAGCGUGUCCCGCCUCAUCUUUGUCAGACACCUGGGGGGAGUGCUCGCUGUGGCCAACAUCAGGGGAGGCGGCGAGUAUGGGGAGACCUGGCACAAAGCGGGCAUGUUGGCCAACAAACAGAACUGCUUCACAGACUUCCAGUGUGCGGCCGAGUACCUGAUUAAAGAGGGCUACACCUCCGCCUCCAAACUCACCAUCAACGGAGGGUCUAACGGAGGCCUGCUCGUGGCGGCCUGUGUGAACCAGCGCCCGGAGCUGUUUGGCUGUGCUGUGGCUCAGGUGGGGGUCAUGGACAUGUUAAAGUUCCAUAAGUUCACCAUCGGACACGCCUGGACCACGGACUACGGCUGCUCCGAGGACAAGGAGCAGUUUGAGUGUCUCAUUAAGUACUCUCCUCUACAUAACAUCUGCGUGCCUGAGGGGAGCGGCGUGCAGUACCCGGCCGUGCUGCUCCUCACCGGGGACCACGACGACCGCGUGGUGCCCCUCCACUCGCUCAAGUACAUGGCCACGCUGCAGCACGUGGUGGGCCGCAGCCCCCAGCAAACCAAGCCCCUCUUCAUCCUGGUGGACACCAAGUCAGGCCACGGAGCAGGCAAGCCCACCAGCAAGGUCAUCCAGGAGGUGGCCGACACGUACGCCUUCAUCGCCCGCUGCCUCCACCUCUCCUGGGUCAAAUAACAUGCACGGCUGGACACAUGCACACACAAUGGCCAGUUUAUUAUGUACAACAGUAUUUAGCUUAUCAGUAAGUGACAUCAUGCUGGGGGUGUUCUGCAUGUGUCUCUAUGGUGCAAUGUUCAGCAGUUCCCAUGGUUGCACAA